Molecule: messenger RNA, 2004 nt
Organism: Dioszegia hungarica
Lineage: Eukaryota; Fungi; Basidiomycota; Tremellomycetes; Tremellales; Bulleribasidiaceae
Product: GGL domain-containing protein
Exons: 9
Coding region: 1-2004 (667 amino acids)
Biological process (GO): transcription elongation by RNA polymerase II; G protein-coupled receptor signaling pathway
Cellular component (GO): elongin complex; nucleus
Source: RefSeq, a predicted model, not a curated record
AUGUCGAGCCGAGCAAACAAGGCGACGAUGCAUGAGCUCAAGCUCAGGAGGCUGCAGCAGCACAAUCAUAGGCUGAGGGAGGAGCUGGCGAGGCCGAGAGCGAUGGUCAGUGCAGCGAGUGCCAACCUGAUCAACCACUGCCGAGUCACCAAAGACCCUCUGAUCCCGUCGCUGUGGGGACCUAUCGGUAAGGGCGAAGACCCGUACGCGCCCGUCGAACAGGCUGGUGGAUGUUGCUCUGGCAUACGGCGCGUCGGUAUCCGCUCGCCCGGUACCCUGACGGCUGCAGCUGUCCAUGGGUGGAAAGGAACGAGGGAGCUGAAGCAUCAGAAGCAGAGGCCCCUCCUUGACCACCCGGAGCUGACCGAGUGGACGAGUGGAGGCAACAAGCCGAAGAACAUAUUCGUCAACAAUCUUUCAUCCAUCUUUCUCAAUCCCAAUACCAUCCGGAUCGCCAAGAUGCCUAGUGCCCUCGAGUAUGAGGAAGAGGAAGACCUCUUCGAGUCCGGCGGUGAAGAAGCCAUCCCCUUCGAGACAGUCAACAGCGCCGUCCCAGUUGCUGGUCCUUCUCGCCCCCGCCCACCCCCUGCUCCCGUAGUCCGAAGCUAUGACCUGCCUCCUCUACCGCCUGGAACCGCUUCCAAAGGGCUGAGGGUACCGGCCGACCUACUGCCACUCCUCAAGCCCUCGGUGGGGCUUCUGCAGGUCAAGCCGAGAUUGCUGGAGCUCAAGGAGAUGAGGAGGCAGAGACCGGUCGAGGUGCCUGCCAAAGGGCCGACAAGCCUAAAGCAGCAGUGUUUGGCGGUCAUCAAAGCAAAUUCUAUCAGAAUAUGGGACGUUGGAGAUACUCCAUACCACCUCAUAAAGGGCUUUAUCGAUAUCCUACCAGCCGAGCAGCUCGCAGCUAUCGAGGAAGCAUCACCUUCAAUACGACACGAGACCGACUGGCUAUGGGAGUACUUUCUCCUCACGGACUUUCCGGCUGCCCACGCCGACGCAACCAAGCGGAAGGGCGAGAACCGGACGAGUGGUUGGAGGAGGGUGUACAAAAGAGCGGCGGAGCAAGCUCGAGAUCGGCAAUUCCUGGCGGCCGAGCGGGUGGCGGAGCGAUACAAGGAGAUGGACAGGGAACGGGCGGAGAAGAGAAUCGUCGUCUUGGACAAGGUCAUACCACCUAAGCAGAAGCGAGGACAGGGAGGCGCGUUUGGCGCUCAGAAGGGUUUGACAGUAACGGCGAAAGCUACAGGCAUCGUUGGGAAAGCUCGAGCAGACGCUCAAAGAGCUCGGAUAGCCAUGACCCACGCUUCUGGGAAGUUCAUACCACCACCUGCUCCACGCGCUUCUUCAUCCUCAACGGCAACUCGUACGCCCAUACCGAUCGUAACGUUCAUCCGCGGUCAACCUGCACCUGUAGCGGUCGAUGGCCCUCGUAUACCCGCACCUCGAUCCAUGCCUCGGCCCGGUCCGAUCGCACCUGCACCUACGAGCCAGGGCCAAAUUCCCGAUCUCAUACCUGGCGCUAUCCCCAUACCCGAGUAUAACGCCCAGCGCGCAUCCCUACCCUCCCAUCUCGUCGGUAUCCCUCGGCCAGCCCCGGCUCCCGAGCCAGCGCGGUUCAGUACUGAUCUGAAGCGGAAGUUCAGCACGGUCCGGAAAGCCGAGGUGCCUAGCUUCAAGCCACCAGAAGUGAGGUUGACUACUGGAGCUAAGGCCGACUUUUUCGGUUCUGCGGGAUCGGGCGGAGGGGUCAAGCGGACAAGAAGUGGAGGAGAGGGGGAGGAGCCGUCACCUGCGAAGGCGCCUCGCUCGGCGGAGGUGGAUGAGGAACGGACGCCACGAUCGUCACCGGCAAGCGCAGCGAGUAGAGCAGGAGCUGGGUUUCAUACGGCUGGGCAUGGCGGAGGAGGACCACCGAAGCAUGGAGGCAUGUCUGCGGAGGCGGCGGAUAAGCUCAAGGGGGUCUUAUUUCGCUCGAAACCAAAGCGGAGAGCGGUGGGGCAGUAA